ACAUCUCUCUCUGCUCACAUUAAUUCCAACCCCAAAACAAAACACAGAGUGAAAAUAAUCAACCCAUUUUACCUCCUCUUCAAAACAUCAGAUGGGCAAGAAGAUGAGGCUUCCGUUUCUAUUCAAGAACAGGGAAGAACAGGGGCAUCCAUGGCAAUGGCCGUCGUGCAAGCAUCCCAAGACCCUUUCCUUCCGUGCCGGGGAGAAUAUGUUCAAGACUGUCAAUUCUGUUUUCUUCGAUUCCAUUGAUGGGGUUGAAACGCCGGAAUCCUGGUUCACUAACUCCUCGGAAACUGCUAGCUUUUCCACGGAGUCAGAGGAGUUGUGUGAUGGAGAGCUGGAGACCGUGGUACGAGGGUUGAGAUCAUCGGAGCGGUUGUUCUUUGAGCCUGGUGACACUAGCUCCAUCCUUGAGGAGGCCAAGACAAGUGCAUUUCCGUUCAAAGAAAGCGUGGUGCUGGCGAUGGAAUCCGUUGACCCGUACGCAGAUUUCCGGCAGUCGAUGGAGGAGAUGGUGGAAACACACGGGUUAAAAGACUGGGAGUGCUUGAAAGAGUUGUUGGGAUGGUAUUUGAAGGUUAAUGGGAAGAAGAACCACGGUUUUAUCGUAGGUGCGUUCGUUGAUAUGCUUGUGGGUCUAAGCGGCAGCAGUUCUUGUACCGAAUCCGCUUCUUAUUUAUCUGCUAUUUCUUCCUUUCCUUCAUCUCCUUUGUGUUCUAUAGGAGGAGAGAAUGAAAUUGAUGAGGAAGAAAAGAUUGUACCUUCUUAGCUUCUGAAUUUCAUCAUUUUUGUGUAUAUAAUGAAAGUAAAAGAGAAAUUAAACAUUUUGUAAAUUC
Messenger RNA from Rubroshorea leprosula, 836 nucleotides. Lineage: Eukaryota; Viridiplantae; Streptophyta; Magnoliopsida; Malvales; Dipterocarpaceae. The record is from the annotation of a GenBank genome assembly.